AGGACUUGAGUGUGGGCCACUCCUUGCUAACUGCAUGCUGCCCUUACGAAUGCCUGCCUGGGCAGAGAGAGCCAAGGGAUGAUGGCACUAAAGAUAUGCUUGGCGGUGAUCCUGUGGGGCCAGCCUCGUGUCUAGUGACGCUCCAUCUCCUGCUUCCUAAGAUGUCCUUUAGAGGAGCUGACCCGGCAUCUCAGUGUAUGGAACUACUGUGGAUCGCACACCACUCUGGCAACUCUCACUCCCUAUGUAAACUUGGGGAACCACCCAGAGCCUCAGCUUUACCAUCUUUAAAAUGGGAGCACCAAUAGCACACUUUCCCAAGGUCACGCAGAGGGUUGGCUGAGAUAAGUGCUGGAAAGUGGAGGAAACCCAGUACAUGGUUUUCCUUCCCUCUGCCCCUGGCUGUCUGUCCUGCCUUCGUCUCCUCAGUGCUGGCCCUCCAGCUGUGCGCCACCAUGCAGGGCUCUUCCUUGUUUCUCGUAGGAUUCUGACUUUACACCUUCACCCCAAAGUGUUUCCACCAACACUACAAAUGAGUAAGCUUUAAUGCGUAAUAUGUACUAUAAACUAUGUACAGACACUGGCUAAAGGGUGUAAAGAAAAGAGAAGCCUCCAUCUUUCUUCUUAAGCAGUGAAGAGAGGCGAGGGAGGGGUAGGAACAUCAGGUGACUACUGUGUGACCCCGAGUGUGCGCCAGGAGAGCCCCCGCUGGCUCCGGCUAAGGCGAGAGCAGCUGGCGUCCAUGGUUAGAGGCUGACUUGGGAGUGAGCGCUGGGCCGUAGGACCCUCCUCAGCCCUGUCUGCUUCCUGCUUUCACCUGCCUCGGCUGGCCUCUUGGUUGUCCUGCUUUGACCUCUCCUGACCCCUGGUGUGGCCUGAGCUGCGUUGUCCCACCUUCCCUGGGAUGGGAUGGGAUGGAUGACGGCUGCUCUGUCCUCCCCCAGAUCCGCUCUGUGAUCAGGAGGAGCCGGGAGUCGGGCCACGUGCAUCCCAUGUCCCGGGAGCCCUCCCCUCGCCGCAGGCUGGACCCUGCAAGCCUGAGCAGGAACCCGUCCCAGGAGCAGCUCAUUGGCGAGCUGCAGGGCCGGCUGGGCAUCCAGCCGGCGGCCGAGGAGGUGGCGGGGGCCUCCGCGCAGGACUGGCUGACAGAAGGCAUCGUUAUCACCGUGCAGCCACGCGGGAGGCGGGCCGGGGGGCAGCUGGUAGAGAAGGUUGUCUACCCUCCUGACUCCCCCAUGCCCCUGAGAAGAACCAUCUCUGUUGUGGCUCCUUCCCCCCCUGCCCUUUUGCUCCAGGAUCACCCCGACCCUUCGACCGGCGGCUCUCCUGUCCCACCCAGCCUGCCCACUCCUUCCUGGCCAGGGCCCUUGGCUGCUGCUUCUGCUUCUUCUUCUGGGGUCCAGCCUGCAGGGGCGAAGUCCCUGGAGGAGGGUGGGCGUGGCCCCCCUGCUCUCACCUCCGUGCCCCACACCGUGAGGUCUGUGGGCUGCCAGACCAAUGAGGACCCACUCUUCCGCCCGAUGCAGGCCUGCCUCCCGGCACCUUGCUCUGCCCGUGCCCUGUCUCGUCCCCAGCCACCUCCCAACUCCGAGGAUGCUGCAGAGAUGCAGGGCCUGGAACAGAGAGUGGAUGGAGAGCGGUCGUGGGCAGCCGGCUGGCCCCCCAACAGCAGGCAGAGCAGCCCGGAAGGGCAGGACGAGGGAGGGUUCAUGGCCCAGGGGAAAACUGGGAGCAGCUCACCCCCUGGGGGGCUCUCCAAGCCCGGGAGCCAGCUGGACAGCAUGUUGGGGAGUCUGCAGUCCGACCUAAACAAGCUAGGGGUCGCCACCGUUGCCAAAGGGGUCUGCGGAGCCUGCAAGAAGCCCAUCGCUGGGCAGGUCGUGACCGCCAUGGGGAAGACGUGGCACCCCGAGCACUUUGUGUGCACCCACUGCCAGGAAGAGAUUGGGUCCCGGAACUUCUUCGAGCGGGACGGACAGCCCUACUGUGAGAAGGACUACCACAGCCUCUUCUCCCCACGCUGCUACUACUGUAACGGGCCCAUCCUGGAUAAAGUGGUGACAGCGCUGGACCGCACGUGGCACCCGGAACACUUCUUCUGUGCCCAGUGUGGAGCCUUCUUUGGUCCAGAAGGCUUCCACGAGAAGGACGGCAAAGCCUACUGUCGGAAAGAUUACUUUGACAUGUUCGCACCCAAGUGCGGCGGCUGCGCCCGCGCCAUCCUGGAGAACUACAUUUCGGCCCUCAACACCCUCUGGCACCCCGAAUGUUUUGUGUGCAGGGAGUGCUUCACACCCUUUGUCAAUGGCAGCUUCUUCGAGCACGAUGGGCAGCCAUACUGUGAGGUCCACUACCAUGAGCGGCGUGGCUCGCUGUGCUCCGGCUGUCAGAAGCCCAUCACGGGCCGCUGCAUCACAGCCAUGGCCAAAAAGUUCCACCCCGAGCAUUUCGUGUGCGCCUUUUGCCUGAAGCAGCUCAACAAGGGCACCUUCAAGGAGCAGAACGACAAACCCUACUGCCAGAGCUGCUUCCUGAAGCUCUUCUGCUAGGCUGGCGCCUGCCCUCCGCCCUUCCCCCAGCCAGCGCCGCUCGCACGGGGCCAAUCCAACAGAAACUGGAACCUCACCUACUCAGCAGGUGCAGGCUCAGGACAGGACACUGGACCGGUCCCUAUCCCUGGUAAAGGGGCCUCCUCCCCCUUCCGUAGCUCUCCUGGGCUCUGUGCACUUCUUCCCCAGAGGUGGGCUGCCCAGUUGUCCUGUGGAUGUCCCCCAAGAGCCAGCACCUCACACUGGAGCCUUUGACAGUCACCUCUCCGCAGUGUGGUCACUGGGAGGGCAGAGAGGGUCAGCUAGGGGUCUUUUUAUCCUUCUCCAAGCCCCUAGUGUAUUGGGGAUACCGGGCCCCGCUAGACAAUGCCAGCAUAAACUCACCCAUGGACCACCAAAGGCACUUUGGGUGUUACCACCCAGCAUCCCAGAGUUUGGGUGACUGCCCCAUUUGUACUUGCCCUGGGGUCUCUGAGAAAGGCUCCUCCAGCAAUAAUGUUUUCUAUAGACGCAUGCUCCAUCUCUGGGGACGGCAUAAGGUGGGAGUGUCACCCGUGCCUCAACACUGUACCAAAUUUGAUAGAUUUCUACACUGAGGUUCAACUUCAUAUGGCUCAAGUUGCUUUUAUGUAUCUCCACAAGAUGAUUUUGAAGAGAUUUAAAGAACGCCCCCUUUUGUACUCUUGUCUGUCCACCGCCGCCAGUUCAGCCAGUGGCCUUGGUUUUGGUAUGGACUUCGCUUUGUACCGAGGGCUCGGGAUGGGGAAACACUUUGUAUCUUUAUUUUAUUUCUUAGCACAAUGAUCUGGGAGUGGCUCUGUGACGACUUCUGGAACCUCACAGCUCCCGGGACUGUUUUUAAACUGCUGUAUUUUCAAACCCUUCCCUUACUGCUCAGGCCAACAGGCUCCUCGUUAAGAACUGGUCUAAGAAUGUUCAGCCCCUUGGACCUGGCGUUUUGAACCUCACGUGUCCUGUUCCCAAGGCAGGCAAAGGGGAAAGACAUCUUUGGGGGUCUGCUUCCUUCCUGCCUACGUAAGCCAUCAGGAGCCAGCCUCUGCUCCGCGUGAACUUUUUUUGGCGACAAGGAGAACCCACUGAAUUUUCUCAGCCUCAUUGCUUCUCUGGGGCUUGCUCUUCUGCCUUCUCAGGAAAGCUGGUGUCUGAUUCUGACCCAGAAGACCGGAAAGGGGCUCUGGUCUCUGCUCUACUGGGCACAUCUCUCCCUCAAACUUCCUGGCGGCUGACCGGGGCCAAGGUUGUUCCCUUUCACAGGUGGGGUUCAUGUUGGUGGGGGGAGGGGGUCUGAGAAGAAUGCCCCAAGCUGGCACAGGGGAGCCUGGUAGGAUUUGGGCCAGAGGGACAAGACCCCUGUUAGAGCAACGGAAAGUCCCGGAGCUCCCGUGCCAAAGGAGGAGACAGGAGCGACUUGGAAAGGGCUGGGGAAAAGGGUCUGGGAAAAGGGGCUCUGGAAGAUUCCAUAGGCUUCCUAGUAGAGGACCAGCGUGAUGGGGACCCAAACGAGGAUCCCCGGUCAGGGCUGGGCUAGCCCAGGUCAAGAUCAGCUCCGUCCGGCGGUGGCCGCAGACACCGGCACUUCCACCCACAGGCCUUACUGCUCUGUUUACAGUGACCUGCUCCAGGCUCCCAUCCCCUCCAAGAAGAGGCCGGGGUAUCUGGAGAGCCAUUCUCUGGGUCAAUGGAUCUGUGAUCAUUUGAUUUUUUUUUCCCCCCUUAUAAACUUCUAACCUGGCUUUUCCCAUUUCAACUCCUGUGAUAUAUGCCAAUAAAGUUUGCCACGAUUUUCA
Mus pahari (shrew mouse) is the source of this 4357-nucleotide messenger RNA. It is a transcript of the gene Pxn, whose product is annotated as paxillin. Bases 915 to 2549 code for a protein of 544 amino acids. The transcript is spliced from 8 exons. The record is from RefSeq and is a predicted model, not a curated record. Gene Ontology annotation, biological process: transforming growth factor beta receptor signaling pathway; substrate adhesion-dependent cell spreading; endothelial cell migration. Lineage: Eukaryota; Metazoa; Chordata; Mammalia; Rodentia; Muridae.